ACUUCUCGGAGCAAUCAGCAAAGAGACAUUCUUUUUUUUCAGUGAACCAAGUGUACUUAAUUCAUGCGAUAUUUAAAUAAUUUGAAAUAAUCCUAAAGUUGUUUAAAAUAAUUUUAAUGGCGUGGAAAAUAUUGGCACGUUGUUCAGUUGUGAUAUUAUUAUAUACGUAAACUGGCUGUAUAGGCGACAGUCUAAAUCAGUAAAAUUCAUUUGCUCAAAAAUUUAGCCCCCGGUUUCAUUAUUGUAACCUUGAACGCUGACGGCUACCAAUUAACUGUCAUACCAAAUACGAGCGGUGUAUCGAGUGCCAGAUUCUUAUUUCCGACACGAUUAGGAAAAAAGACAGUGGCGAACGCUGGCAGAGUUGAACUGGAUCUAACCUAAAAUGCGAGCAGUCGUAAAUGCCGAAGUAAUUGGAUUAUUUUCGUGUUACGUGUUUUGCUGGUGUUUUGGCCACGGUGUUGCUACUGGGGGUGCGUUAGACUCCGGCAAUAAUUACCAACCCGGUUCGACCGGGGCGUCUGGACCUAAAAUAACAGCAUUUACCUCUAGCCUCACUGAUGGAUUGGCCCAGGCUGUCGCACACGAAUCCAGUACAGAGACUUGUAACGAUGACUUAGCUUGUUUGACAAUGGCGUCUCACGACCGGUUAGGCCUCGAAGCAAUAAAGUCGCUUCACAGCCAGUUGGAUGACGACGCCAAUGGGAAUGUAGAUCUUUCCGAAUCAGAUGAUUUUUUGAGAGAAGAACUGCAGUACGAAGCUGGAUAUGAAAGAAGACAACGCGCGUUUCAUCAUAAUGACGACAUGCACAUUAGUGUUAGAGAAUUGUGGGAGGCCUGGCUACGUUCUGAGGUACACAACUGGACCAUAGAACAAACUUCAGAAUGGCUGACAUCAAACGUUGACCUUCCCCAAUACGUACCAACGUUUAUUCAGCAUCGCGUUACUGGUGCCACUUUGCCGAGGCUAGCUGUCAACAACAUGCACUACCUUAGCAAUGUUCUUGGAAUCAAAGAUCCCAUUCAUAAGCAAAAAAUCGCUUUAAAAGCUAUGGAUGUCGUUCUAUUUGGACCUCCAAAAGAUACUGGUCACAGUCUUAAAGAUCUGAUUCUCAUUACACUGUUAUUUGGGGCACUGAUUGGAUGUUGGUAUGCCUACCAACAAAAAAAAAGCUCUCAAAAGCAUCUUUUUAGAAUGAUGAAGGAUAUGGAGAGUUUGCAAAAGGCCGAAGUUGCUUUAGAAGAUCUUCAGAAAGAACUUGAGAGAGCAAGAUUAGAGCAGGAAAGUACUGCAACAGAGAAACAAAAUCUAGAAAAACGUUUACAAGACGAGACUAUGGGUCUCAACACAUCUUAUUCAGAUCUUGAGGUUACACAACUGAAAUCAGAAAUUGAGAUGCUGAAAAUGGAGUUACAGCGUACAGUUGGUGAACUGGAAGAUCGCUGUUGGUCUCCACCUGUUGGUCUUCAGCACUGGUUGCAAUUGACCCAUGAAAUAGAGAACAAAGCAUACACCAAAAAGAAACUAGCUGCAGAAAAACAAUUGCAGCAAGCACGUGAGGCAUGUGAAAAGUUGAGAAAGAAGAGGUCCAGUCUGGUCGGUGCAUUUGUUUCUACUCAUGGCAAAUCUAUCGAUGAAGUGGACAAAAGUAUUGUAGAUGCAAGGACAUCGUUGAACGAAGUUACCAUUGAGUUACAGGAGCGAGUUCACCGUUGGAAGCAAAUUGAACUCCUCUGUGGUUUUAACAUAAUCAAUAACAGUGGUUUACCUUACCUUGAAAAUAUUCUGUACAGAGGAGCACCAAACGGACGAGGUAUUGGAUUCAGAGGCCGCAUGAGUAGUCAAGAUGACUUGGACGAUGAUGUAAGCUCUGUAUAUUCACCAUCAACAUCAGGUGCUGCAGGUCGCAUUAUGUCUACAGGUAUGCUCGAGACUUUAACAUGGAAGGAAUCGUCAAUACCUCCAGACUCAUCUGGCAGUGAAACGGGAAAGGACACACCACCGGAAGCUGUACAUUUUAUCGUUGGGGAAGGAAACGAAGAACCCCGAAGAGUCCUCCCCAAAGAGAAAACCCGUACAUCGCACAUGGUGCGAUCUUACAGCCAGGAUACUAAUAUGGUCCUCAGCGAACCGACUACCUCAUCAUUCCUAUCCAAAACAUCAUUUUCUGACAAUUCAUUAGAUACAGCUGAGAAAUUGACCAGCCGUAUAAAUACUGUUAAAAAAUCACUAAAAGAUCUUCCUACUGUCAUGUCAGUUGAUGAUGAAACUUUAUCGACCGAUUCGAAUUCCACUGCUGAUAAUGACGAGCUCAAAAGAAGGCGCAGAAAGCUCCAUUUCCCAUUUAAGAAAAAUAAAUCUAAGCUCACAUGAUCCUCACUAGUCACCAUAAUGUUGCAUACUUAAAAUAUUUGGAAAAAACUUCACAUCUCAACUAGGAAUUAUUAUUUCAAGUUACGAUAUUUGGUUAAUUGGCUAGACACAUGUGUCUCAUCCCGUUUGCUGUAAUAAUUAAAUAGACAUACUCUGAUACACCGAAUUCUGUAACAUUUAACUUGAAUUUAUGUAGCUAGGUAUGGUAUCAAUACUGAUUGGAAAACAAUCAUAGUCUUUACGCCCACUCAAUGCUGAAAAAGGAAAAAGAAAUGACAAUUAAAAGUAUAAAAUUGUGAUGUAUUGCAAUAAGUUUUUCAUGGUAUAAUACGAUAACUUUGGAUAAGAAUUUUCUUUUUUGUUCACGUUAAUUACGGUAGUUUUGUGACUGUUGAAGAACGGUCCAAGCACAAAUUAUCUUCACACAUAUGUUGGAAUAUUGCAUCUCAACACAUCAAGUAUGAUGAUAUGACGAUCUAUGAACGUAACUUCUGGAAAGAAUGAAGUCCAAUGAUUUUAGGAAUUUAACAUUUUGUAUGAAUUACGUUUGAAAAGUAUUCGUUAAAUAAUGUUCCAAACUUUGACUUUUGUAAAUUAAAUAAUAUGGUGAAGAUAAUUCGACUCUGUGUUAUAGUCUAUUAUAAAAUUUG
Messenger RNA from Diprion similis, 3024 nucleotides. RefSeq names its product stromal interaction molecule homolog (gene Stim). The transcript has 11 exons. Bases 386 to 2374 code for a protein of 662 amino acids. Lineage: Eukaryota; Metazoa; Arthropoda; Insecta; Hymenoptera; Diprionidae. The record is from RefSeq and is a predicted model, not a curated record. Gene Ontology annotation, biological process: store-operated calcium entry; activation of store-operated calcium channel activity; intracellular calcium ion homeostasis. Gene Ontology annotation, molecular function: calcium ion binding; calcium channel regulator activity; protein binding. Gene Ontology annotation, cellular component: endoplasmic reticulum; plasma membrane.